UAAGGAAAGAGUAUAAAGCCGUUAACAAGAAAUUUGUUUUUGACAGUGCAAUUAAAAACGAUGAUGAUUGAGUCACUACUUGCUUCUUCUCUUUCUGCUUCUACGUACCUCUUUCUACUAUGCUCCUCUGUUUUUCUCUCUCUCCAUCAUUUCUCACCAAUUCCAAUCCCAAUUCUUCAAAAUCCUUUCUUUUACUGUUCCACUCCUUAGGAUCCGCCAUGAAUGUUUAUUAGCCUCUUAACUUUUUCGCUCUCUUUUUUUAUUUACCUGUCGUGCUCCUCUUUGUAUAAUCAUGACCCCCCAGUUUCUUCACCUUUUUACCCCACCCACCCCCUCCUCCCCUGUUUCUUCUUACUCUACUCUUUUGUACAGCUGAUCCAACCCCCCCCCCCCCCCCUCCCCCAAAAAAAACCCCACCUUGACCCCCCUUCUACCUUUUGACCUACGCCUCUUUUUUUCCAUCCUCAGUUCUAGGGUUUCCUUUUUUCUUCUUGAUCCUUUCUCUUCUCUUCCGCCAGCUCUCUCCUCAAACACCCUUUUCUUGUUUUGUAUAUACCUAUAGUUUUUCACCAUCUUUUCUGCCUUUUUUUAGGGGUUUUGCUGGGGUUUUCUGUUUAUAAAAAGGUGGGGUUUUUAAUGGAUCAACUUUAGUAUAACGUGAAUAGCUUCUUUUUGUGGUCUUAAGUAAUAUUCCCUUAGUUCUCCUGUAUCUUCUUUUCUUCAUGGCGUAUCAACAGCAGCCACCAGUUCAGGGUUCAGGUUCAACUAGUAGUGGGGUUCCAUUCUUUAAUUCUCCUUUUGGGGACACCACUUUCACUAAGGUCUUUGUUGGUGGCCUUGCUUGGGAAACUCAAAGUGAAACCCUCAGAAGAUACUUUGAACAGUUUGGUGAAAUCCUCGAAGCUGUUGUCAUCACUGAUAAAAAUACUGGCCGAUCCAAAGGCUAUGGCUUUGUGACUUUUCGGGACCCUGAAUCCACGAGGAGGGCUUGUGCUGAUCCUGCUCCAGUUAUCGAUGGGAGGCGGGCAAAUUGUAAUUUGGCUUCGUUAGGACGACCUCGGCCUACUGUGGCAUUUGGACGUCUGAGGUCAUCAACUCCAUUUCCAGCAGGUCUACCAGCUGCUCGAGGUGGUUACGGCGGAAGCUUUGGCUACCAGCAACCGGUUUCUUAUGGAUACCAACAAGGCUUGAUGUAUUCUCCCUAUGGGUAUGCGACAUAUGGUGCGGAUUACGUUUACCCUCAGGGUGUUUACAAUCCUUAUGGAGGACAACAAUACCUUCCUAUAUAUGGUGUACCUGGAACUGUUAACGCAACAAUGUAUCCUUACGGCCAGCUAAGUCAGGCUGUUCCUGGAAGUCACAGUUAUACAACAUUGCAGGGUUAUGCAGUGCCAGGUCAUCAGAUUCUUCAGUUUGGUGGGCCCAGUGUCAAUGCAAUGACAGCUUCAUCCAUUCCAACUAUUCAAGCACCAUACCAAGCAGGUGUUGGAGCACCUGUUACACCACAGCCACAGUUUAUACUACCUACUCAUUCUCCUCAAUUUAUGCAAGGUAGCGGUUCUGACCAAAAUGCAGGGUGAGAUUUUAUCAAGGUACUAGAUUGCAGCAGGACUAACAGCAGCAGUAUUGCUACUUGAGAGGCGGGCUUUUAAUCUAGCCUUGCAAAUUGUUCACUUUGCAUUCUAGAGGUUAUAAAAAAGGUCAUACUCACCAUGAGAGCUCAAUGUCUGAGUCGCUCCUGAUGAUUGAGUGAGGAAACAUGGAAGUUGCGGAUUGCAACUCCUUCAACAUCAUCAUGUAUCUAGGCCCUUGCAUUCUGCUGGUGUCGGGAUAACUGGCAGACAGUAGGUGUCAUGCAUUGGAGGGAUACUGGAAUAGGUUUCUGGCUCCCUCCCCGUAGCAAUAAACUCUAUAAAAAAUUCAUAUCAGAAUCAACCUAUGAUUCUUUUAUAGUCCCAGAAUAUGCUUUUGGGUGUGUAGAUAGUCACUGUCUUGCGUGCUGCGUUUAAAAGUAUUCUCAAGUCUUGUGCAUAAAAGACUCAAUCUUUAGUCUUAAAUUUCACAUUCAUUUUGUAAUUUGGAUGUUCUAUUUAUGAUUCUUGAAGCAAGAAGCUUCAGGUCCAUAAGUUAUUAUCACCGAGGUUGGUGACAUGACCAUAAUUUGGAACAUUUUUGGUGCAAAGCAAUCUUGCAUCCUUGAUUUGUCUUCAUCCUGUUUGGUACAAGAAGAAGAAGAAGAAACUCGGGGCAGACUUCGCAACUGAAUACAGGACUGCAAUUAAUCCUCUGAAGUUUAUAUUUCUCUUUUCCCACUUCUGUCAAAUAUUAUAUGGAUUAACAUUUGAAGAGAAAAAGCUGAUUGAAUUUCGUUUUAUGUUUUAGAAGUUGAUCGUUGUUACUCAAUCUAUGUAAAGUACAUUUGUUCGUAAAUAACGAAUGAAUCGUGUAAAAUCAAAGUU
This is a messenger RNA of Lycium barbarum (goji berry), 2459 nucleotides long. RefSeq lists its product as uncharacterized. The coding region runs from base 723 to 1580 and encodes 285 amino acids. Gene Ontology annotation, molecular function: RNA binding. The record is from RefSeq and is a predicted model, not a curated record. The transcript has 8 exons. Lineage: Eukaryota; Viridiplantae; Streptophyta; Magnoliopsida; Solanales; Solanaceae.